Polychytrium aggregatum is the source of this 1894-nucleotide messenger RNA. RefSeq lists its product as uncharacterized. Lineage: Eukaryota; Fungi; Chytridiomycota; Chytridiomycetes; Polychytriales. The coding region runs from base 184 to 1527 and encodes 447 amino acids. Gene Ontology annotation, molecular function: calcium ion binding. The transcript has 2 exons. The record is from RefSeq and is a predicted model, not a curated record.
GCCAAGCGAUUGUCCUGGCUGUCUCGCAUCCAGGUCUGUUUCUCCAUCCAUCCCUCCAUCCAUCCAACCCUCCAUCCAUCCAACCAUCCAGUCCAUCGUCCAGUCCAUCGUCCAGUUCUUCAUCUAGUCCCCUACAUCAAAGUCCUCCACCCAUCUGACCAGAGCACAUCAGAGCAUAUCAGCAUGACCUUGGUGUUCACCUCCGUCAUUGUCGCCAUCGACUCGCUCGAGUCCAUCCCCGUCGAGAGCCGAUCGUACCAGGUCAAAGCAGCCCUCGCGCUCCUGGGCCUCUACCGUGAAGAGCUUCAGUCGAGCGACCAGUGGGCCGACCCGUCUUCGCCGUCGUCGUCGCUGUCGGAAAAGACCACCGCCCGGGUUCUGUUCCAGGUCGACGAGACCCCCAGUGCCACCCUGACAGCCAAAUACGUCCCAAACAACCCAUCCCCUCUCCGGCUCUCGGCCUUGCCCGGUGUCAACCGAGCGCCGACUGUCGCCUCAGGCUUUGGCCAGCGAGCCGGACCCAUGCCCGAGCGGGAGAUCCCCAAGGAGGAUCUCGAGGAAGCCUACCUCCGCUCUGGACUCAAGAAGCACUUGGCAGGCCUCCCCAAGCGAGUUCCUACCACGAUCGAAGGUCUCGGAACAGCGCCGCCGUCGAUCUUCAGCAACCUCGAGGCCGAGAUCGAGUCCAUGACCAUCUUCAACAAGUACCUUCCGCCAUCCGACUCUGAGAUCCGAAUCAUGCCUCUCUCCCCUGAGACGAGUCACGGCACCGUCGCGAUGCCGCUCAACGACGGUGAGUACGACGAACUGGAAGACAUUACGACUCCCGAGCUCAAGCCCGAGCCCGAGCCUGGCCUUGAACCUGGCCUUGAGCUCGAAACCGCCCCUGUCGAGUCCGGUCUCAGCAGCCGGCGCUCCUCCAGCGGAAUCAACCGCCGCUCAGUCUCUUCCCGAAACUCGUCCGUGGGUAGCCUCAUUUCCAAAAAGACCAUGUACCGAGCAAUGCACCACAUUCGCUCCCAGCCCGCCGACGACCCAGAGAACGACGACGACACCAGCGGCCGCGCGCUCUUCCAGAACUUUGAUGCCGAUGGCAAGGGCAGCAUCUCAGCGGAUGACUUUCGCAAGCUGGUGUAUUCCAUGGGAUACUACCUGAGCGACGCAGAGCUGCAGAUUGCCAUGGCCCAGCUGGACGCCGACGGCGACCAUGUCAUCUCCCUCGACGAGUUCCUGACCUGGUGGCGCAAGGACGACCGAUUCAAGCGCCUGCAGAUGACCAUGAACCAGGCUGAGGCUGUCCAGAGCGCCACAGGAUUCUUCCAGUACUUUGAUGUCGAAAACAAGGGCUAUGUCGAUCACGAUCAAUUCCGUCGCAUGUACGAGUACAUGCACUCCCAGCGCAACUACUUCCCGCCAGAGAUGACUUUCCAGGAGGCCUAUCUGACCCUCAAGUCCGACGGCGUCGGAUACGUUUCCUUCAACGACUAUAUCGCCUGGCUGAUCAAGAUCGGCUCCAUCCCCACGUAAAUGCCGCUUGCAUUCCUGUUCAAAAGUCGCCGCAGCGUCACAUUACUUGGCGAAGCGUAUUUGCGCCACCUCCUACCAUUUCUGCCUCGGUUCUUUGCCUAUUGGCUAUGAACUACGCUUGUGUUUGUUGAAUCUAUCGGGCCACUUUGUCGUCUCAGCGCAGUCCCAUCCUUGUGUUAUUGCUGUCCAGAGUUCCGCUGAGAGGGCUGAUCCAAGGGUGAGACGGCAUAUUUGAUGUGUUCUUGACUUGGCACAGGACGGCAUGUCGUGUCUCUCCUGUCUGUUACUCGGCACCGUGGUGCUUGCCAUUGUGGUGAUCCACGCAUGUCUAAAUCCAAAGGAAUAUAUUGUAUUCAUGGCUCCUUUC